Molecule: messenger RNA, 686 nt
Organism: Temnothorax curvispinosus
Lineage: Eukaryota; Metazoa; Arthropoda; Insecta; Hymenoptera; Formicidae
Gene: bc10
Product: bladder cancer-associated protein
Exons: 2
Coding region: 312-554 (80 amino acids)
Source: RefSeq, a predicted model, not a curated record
CCCCGCAGCUCGCGCAGCUGAUCGCGACGUCACAUGUGCGUUUAGUUUGCGUUUGUAAAGUAGUUUCGAAAUUGUGCGAAAUCGAACGUGUCAAUUGUCAGUCCAUCGGCUGCGUCGGCUGCGAUCGGCUGAUCGUGCACGAACGACGAAGAAAAAUGUAUGUUUAAUUUUAAGGGAUGACGAUGAAUUGAUUCGUGCAUGCGAACGACGAUGCUUCCAAAUGAGGUCCUGUCGUAGACGAGAUAGUUUGACGUGAGAGAGAGAGAGACGUUACGAGCGCAACUCCGACUAUCCCAUACGAUCCAGAGAGAAUGUACUGCCUACAGUGGCUGAUUCCGGUGCUGCUCAUCCCGAAACCCGUGAACCCAGCGCUGCUGCAAACCCACGUCAUGUUCAUGGCACUUUAUCUAAUCGGGUUCUUUCUGGAGCGCAAGCCCUGUACCAUCUGCAGCCUUGUAUUUCUCGCCGCCGUCUUCCUCAUCUGUUACAGUGGAAUAGGCAAUUGCCUACUCUGGAGUACAAAUUGCGACACAGUAAGAUGCGACAACGGCUAAGAUCCGAUUGCGUUUAACUCGAUAACAUUUAGAGAAUUAUCCCCUUAUCGGUUUUUUUUCCAUUGCGUGUGCGAGAGAGAGAGAGUGUGUGUAUGUGUGUGUGUGUGAGUUAACCAUUCUUCCCUUCUCUCC